Molecule: messenger RNA, 1155 nt
Organism: Cloeon dipterum
Lineage: Eukaryota; Metazoa; Arthropoda; Insecta; Ephemeroptera; Baetidae
Exons: 2
Coding region: 656-1063 (135 amino acids)
Source: RefSeq, a predicted model, not a curated record
AUGGGCGCAUUUACAUUCAUAUUCCGACUUUUAAUGCUAUUGGCUAAAUUUUGAAAGCAUAUCAUUUAUACGCUCAAUUUUGUGAAAUGCUUACAAGUCUUCAAAGCAUUUUAUUAUGCUUUCUUCUUGUGGAAGAUAAAAUUUCAAAUUCUUCCUAUAAAUUUGAAUUGUGUUUUUGGCCUCGCUUGCCAGUAAAAUUCAAAUUAAAAAGUUUUCACUUUUAUCCAUAAACAGGAACCUGGUGAAAUUUGAUAAAAAAAUUAGACUUCUAAAAAUCGGAAUUGUUAUUUUAUGGGAACACCUUUCAUAUUGGUCUUGCAGUCGGUGCAAAAUCAAUGUAAAAAGUGCAGAAAAUCGAAAUGCACGCAGGAGGAAGACAUUUUUAUUGGUAAUAAUAUUUAUAAUUUUUUAAUUUCCGCUUUUUGAAAGCAAAAUUAUGAAUGAAUGAUUUGCAAAAUAUCCUCUCGUUAAAAUGCAAUCUCAAUUUAGCUGAACAAUGAAAUUACUCCGAUCGUCGCAAUUCCUCUAUUGUUUCCACAAAAUACACAUGAUCAUCUGAAUGCGUGCACCAAAUAAUUGGACCAAAUUUUUAGUAUAAAGAGGCCGACUGCCUCACCAAAAGCACCAAUCUCUUUCGGUGGCAGAGCAGCACAAGAUGCAGGUCACAAGCAUUUUUGCCCUGGUGGUGGGCUGUCUGGUGUGCACCCUGGUGUUAGCUGAGCCAUUCAGCAAGCAUCAUUACGACGUGAGCAGCUCUAGUAGUGGCUCAAGCAGCGGGAGCAGCUCGUCAGGCUCGAGCGGCUCAGGUUACCACUACGCAAAGCCAAAGAAACCGUUCUACCUACCAGCAGCUAGCCACACCAAGGUCAAAAUCAUCAAGUACCACGGCUACAAGAAGAAGCCGAGCAGCUCCUAUGGAGCUCCUACUUCUUCUGGAUCCGGGAGUUCCUCGUCUGGGUCUUCUUCAGGGUCUAGUGGACCCAGCGGACACAGCCACUACCACAAGCCGGCGGUGAAAGUCAUCAUCAAGAAACACGGGAAGGCAUUCCACCAUCAUGGUUAAGCAUGUAUUUUUGGUAUUUUUUAUAUUAUUACACUUUUUAAACCAGCACUAUCGUCACUAAAAAAGGUUCUCGAGAAUUAAAACAAAAAUGU